Anopheles maculipalpis is the source of this 6655-nucleotide messenger RNA. RefSeq names its product activating signal cointegrator 1 complex subunit 3 (gene obe). The coding region runs from base 101 to 6655 and encodes 2184 amino acids. The transcript is spliced from 7 exons. The record is from RefSeq and is a predicted model, not a curated record. Lineage: Eukaryota; Metazoa; Arthropoda; Insecta; Diptera; Culicidae. Gene Ontology annotation, molecular function: ATP binding; ATP hydrolysis activity; nucleic acid binding.
CUUACCAAGUGCCACAUCAGUUUUACGAUAUUAGCUCCGUAAGGUAAAAACCAUAGUCAGUGAAACGAUUACAACCACCGGAAGCAAGAGCAGUGCAAACAUGACGGAAUUACCGAGAGUGUCACGAGCUAUGCGGGCCAACACGGACCUGGACAUGCAUCGAAAUCUUACCCUAGAUCCCAAAGAACGAGCCGCGAUACAGCUGUUCCGCAAGAAGGAAGUUACUAGCGGUGUAUCGUGGAAAGAGCUAAAACUGUUCAUCAAUAGCAAUGUGGACCAAAAAGUUGGCGGAAUCCUGUCGAAGCAGUUCCGAGACCUGUGGGAGAUGAGCCGUGAAAUGGUAGGAACGGAAGAAAAUGCCGAAUUGAUUGAUGAAGCGGCAAUACUUGUGUUGCGGUUGUUCCUCGAUCAGAAGGUCGUAAUGAUGAAACAUUCGUCCAAGCUUAAGAAAAUGUUUGGUCAGGUACCGAACGCUCUCAUCAACAAAAUGUGUGCGUUGGUGUACGAUAUUAGUAGUAGUUUAACACCGGAAUGUCGGGAAUAUCUCGAAGAGAAAGAGAUCAGCGAAAAUGGUCACGCUGAGGAAUGCUGGGGCGAUGAUAUAGUGUGUAAUUUGUCCCUCGAUCGGAAUGAACACGACCACAGUAAACUGAUGGAUCUGUCUCCCACCAACCCACUAGACAGUCAGGUGGCCCAAAGCUUUACAAUGAACUACGAUGCUAUCCAAAAGACUUCCGAACCAGUAGCCGGAUGUUCCGGUACCUCGGCUGCAGCAAAGCAACAGCCGGAAAAGUACACACGCAGUUGGCUAGCCGCCCAAGUUCCACCCGACCUGGUGGACAAUCUAAUGGAGCUGCUAAAGUCGGCAAAAACAAACGACGAGCUGCAGAUGGAUUUGUUCGACUUUCUCGGCGUCGAAUAUUUGGAGGUGAUAUCGGAAAUGUUGCAAAAUCGCAAACAUCUCAUCGAGUCCGUGAAAGCGUUGAAGCAAAUUAAAGUGAUGAAAAAGAUACAGCAAGAUCUAGAAGCUAUGCAGCACGCACCGGCCUAUCUGAUGCCCGUAACGAUACAGACAGAGUCACAGAAACAGAUGCGCAAGCAGGUGAGCAAAGAGCAGAAAAAGUUGAAGAAGUUCCUUAACGAAACGACCGCAGUCGAGAAGGGUGAUUGCGUCGAGGUGGAUCCCGUUCAGCUGCGUUUAAACUAUCAGAAGAGCUUGAUGCUUGCGGCACAAAUGCCACAAAUGAUGAUGGAAAAGAUUAAAGCCCGUGGUGUGCUGCCCAUCUCGAAACCACCCACCAAGCAGGUCAAGUACCCGAACGUGUACGAUUCGUACAGUGAGGCACGCCAACAUGUCGGAUUCAUCGCGGGCAAUAAGAUUGUUCUGCCCGACAACGUAGAGCGAACGGAUAACAAGUUGUACGAAGAGGUGCGUAUACCUGCCACCGAUCCGCCGCCUUUAACGAUCGGUAGCAAUCGGAUCAAAAUAAGUUCACUGGAUGAAAUAGGACAGACCGCGUUCAAGGGAUGCGAAGAGUUGAAUCGCAUUCAAAGUGUUGUGUUCUCGGCGGCGUACAACAGCAACGAGAAUUUGCUCGUAUGUGCACCGACCGGUGCCGGUAAAACCAACGUGGCCAUGCUGACGAUCGUCUACACUAUCCGGCAGUUUGUCGACCAGGGCGUUAUUCAUCGCGAUCAGUUUAAGAUCGUGUAUGUGGCACCGAUGAAAGCGCUGGCCUCUGAAAUGACCAGCAACUUCGGCCGUCGGUUACAACCGUUGGGUAUAUCGGUGCGAGAACUUACUGGAGACAUGCAUCUAACGAAAGCUGAACUACUACAAACACAGAUGAUCGUAACAACGCCCGAAAAGUGGGACGUGCUGACGCGAAAAGGUGCCGGCGAUGUGACAUUCAUCAGCUUGGUGAAGUUGCUCAUCAUCGACGAAGUUCAUCUGCUGCACGGAGAUCGAGGACCCGUGGUGGAAGCUCUAGUGGCCCGUACGCUUCGAUUGGUAGAAUCGUCCCAAAGCAUGAUACGAAUCGUUGGCCUUUCGGCAACACUCCCGAACUACAUCGACGUUGCCCGAUUUCUACGAGUCAAUCCAAUGAUCGGGCUUUUCUUCUUCGAUUCUCGCUUCCGUCCGGUUCCACUGAGCACCAACUUUGUGGGCGUGAAAGCUCUAAACGCCCUGAAACAGCUUUCCGACAUGGAUAUGGUUUGUUAUGAGCGAUGCAUCGAUAUGGUUCGUCAGGGACAUCAGGUGAUGGUGUUUGUGCAUGCUCGAAACGCUACCGUACGGACGGCCACACUGAUUAAGGAUUUAGCGCAGCAAAAAGGACACAUCGCUCUACUCCUACCGGAAAGCAAUCCUGAGUAUGGGAAUGCCAUAAAAACAGUGUCGAAAAGUCGCAACAAACAGCUGGUGGAUUUGUUCCAGAAUGGACUGGCAAUGCAUCAUGCCGGUAUGUUGCGACAGGAUAGAAAUUUGGUGGAGAAAUAUUUUGCCGACGGGAUGAUUAAGAUUUUGGUGUGCACGUCUACCCUUGCUUGGGGCGUUAACUUACCGGCGCAUGCCGUUAUUAUCAAGGGCACGGAAAUCUACGACUCACGACACGGUACGUUCAUGGAUCUGGGUAUAUUGGAUGUGCUGCAGAUAUUUGGUCGAGCUGGACGGCCGCAGUACGACAAGAGUGGCGUUGGUACGAUCAUCACCACGCACGACAAACUGAACCACUAUCUGUCGCUGUUGACAAACCAGUUCCCGAUCGAGUCGAACUUUAUCCAGUGUUUGGCGGAUAACCUGAAUGCCGAGGUAACGCUGGGAACUAUCAGCAACGUAGACGAAGCGAUCGUAUGGCUAAGCUACACGUAUCUGUUCGUUCGUAUGCGAAUGAAUCCACAGUGCUACGGGCUCAACUACGAUGAUCUGCGUGAGGACCCAUCGCUAGAACUGAAGCGCCGACAGUUGAUCCACACCGCUGCGAUGGCACUGGACAAAGCGCGAAUGGUGCGGUACAACGAUCGUACUGGGGAUUUGAACGUAACGGAUCUCGGUCGAACGGCGUCCCAUUUCUACAUCAAGUACGACACGGUGGAAGUGUUCAACGAGAUGCUAAAACCGAUUAUGACUGAUGCAGACAUUUUGCAGAUGAUGUCAAAUGCGCACGAGUUCCAGCAGCUGAAGGUACGCGAUGACGAGAUGGACGAACUGGACGAGCUGACACAGAUUUGCUGUGAAGUUCCGGUCCGUGGCGGGAGCGAGAACAUUCACGGCAAAGUGAACAUCCUCAUGCAGACGUACCUGUCGAAGGGUAUAGUGCGAUCGUUCUCGCUAAUGUCCGACAUGUCGUACAUUACCCAGAACGCGGUCCGAAUCGCUCGAGCCCUGUUUACGAUGGUUUUGAACGCGAACAAUCCUAUCUUGGCGGGCCGAAUGCUUAAUGUGAGUAAGAUGUUCGAGAAGCAGAUGUGGGAAUCGCAAACGCCGAUGUAUCAGUUCCACAUACUGCCGUUGGAUGUGGUGGACAAGAUCGAAAAGCGAGGAUUAAGUGUGAACGCGCUGCGGGAUAUGGAAGAGAAGGAGAUUGGAGACUUUCUGCGGAAUCACCGGUAUGCGAAGAUUGUGAAGCGGUGUGCGGAGGAGUUCCCAAUGCUGGAAAUCGAGGCCACGCUACAACCCAUCACUAGGACGGUACUGCGGAUAAGGGUGUUUAUAAGGGCUUCGUUCCGGUGGAACGAUCGUGUGCACGGGAAGACGGCUGAAUCGUUCUGGAUAUGGAUCGAAGAUCCGGAGAGCAAUUACAUCUAUCACACGGAGUACUUCCAGAUUACGAAACGGCAAACGAUGCGCCAGGAAGAACAGGAACUGACCAUGACCAUACCGCUGAAGGAUCCUUUACCGCCGCAGUACUACAUCCGAGUGGCUAGCGAUACUUGGUUGGGUAGUAACAAUCUGGUUCCGCUUUCCUUCAAACAUCUCAUUCUACCGGAAGUACAUCCUCCACAUACGGAACUUCUCCCACUGCAACCGCUCCCGGUGACGGUGCUGAACAAUCGACAGUACGAGUCACUGUACAGUUUUACCCACUACAAUCCCAUUCAAACGCAAAUCUUCCACUGUCUGUAUCACACGGACAACAACGUACUGCUCGGCGCACCUACCGGGUCCGGUAAAACAAUUGCUGCAGAAAUGGCAAUGUUUCGCGUGUUUCGCUUACUUCCGACGGGCAAAGUGGUGUACAUUGCACCGCUGAAAGCACUUGUCAAAGAGCGUAUGGACGAUUGGAAGGUGCGGAUCGAGCAAAAGCUGGGCAAAAAAGUGGUCGAACUUACCGGUGACGUUACGCCAGAUGUACGAGCAAUUAAGGAAUCGUCCGUGAUAGUAACGACGCCGGAAAAAUGGGACGGUAUUAGUCGAUCGUGGCAGACGCGUGAUUAUGUGCGUGAUGUGGCGCUGAUUGUGAUCGAUGAAAUUCAUCUUCUCGGUGAAGAUCGUGGUCCAGUGCUGGAGGUGAUUGUAUCACGUAUGAACUUUAUUUCAUCGCACACCGAUCGAACGGUACGGAUCGUUGGACUUUCGACGGCACUGGCAAAUGCACGCGAUUUGGCCAACUGGCUCGGAAUAGAUACGAUGGGGCUGUACAACUUUAAACCUUCCGUUCGGCCGGUACCCCUAUCCGUGCACAUACAGGGCUUCCCAGGCAGACAUUACUGUCCGCGUAUGGCCACCAUGAACCGACCCGCCUUCCAAGCAAUCCGACAAUAUUCACCAUGCACUCCGGCACUUAUAUUCGUAGCAUCCCGUCGACAAACGCGUCUCACAGCGCUCGACCUAAUUACGUUCCUUGCAAGCGAAGACAAUUCCAAACAGUUUCUUCACACGUCCGAAGAAGAGAUGGAACUGAUUCUGCAGAACGUGCGGGAUAGUAACCUGCGGCUAACGCUAGCGUUCGGGAUCGGUAUGCAUCACGCCGGUUUGCACGAGCGCGAUCGUAAAACGGCCGAGGAACUGUUUUUGAAUCGAAAAAUUCAAAUCCUUAUUGCAACGGCCACACUAGCGUGGGGCGUUAACCUUCCGGCGCAUCUAGUAAUUAUCAAAGGCACGGAGUAUUAUGAUGGAAAGUUGAAACGAUACGUAGAUAUGCCCAUUACGGAUGUGUUGCAGAUGAUGGGCCGAGCUGGACGUCCCCAGUUCGGUAACGAGGGUAUUGCCUGCGUGUACGUGCAGGAUACGCGAAAGAACUUUUACAAAAAGUUCCUUUACGAUCCAUUCCCCGUGGAAUCGAGUCUGCUGGCAGUGUUGCCAGAUCACAUUAAUGCCGAAAUCGUGUCAGGAACGUUGCGCACAAAGCAGAGUAUCCUGGACUAUCUGACCUGGACGUACUUCUAUCGCCGAUUGCUUCGCAACCCUACCUAUUACGGGUUGGAAAGCACGGAAAUGGAGAAUGUAAAUUACUUCCUUUCCGAGCUGAUUGAAACCGUAAUCGAUAAGCUUGUCCGGGCAGGUUGUGUGAUGGUGGAGGAAGAUAACCGAUCACUGUUUGCGACAUCGAUGGGUCGCAUUUCUUCCUACUAUUAUCUAUCGCACAUCACCAUGCGUCACUUUGCCGAUACGCUGCGACACGAUAUGAGCAUGGAGGAGCUGCUGCGCGCGAUGGCUGAUGCGGCCGAAUUUGAGGAACAUCCUGUCCGUCAUAACGAAGACUUGUACAACGCUGAUUUGGCCAAACUAUGCCCGUUAAAGGUGGAUCCGUUAUCAGUGGACAAUCCGCACACGAAAGUAUUUCUGCUUUUACAGGCACACUUAUCGCGACUACCCUUACCAAACUCUGAUUACGGUACAGACACGAAAUCGGUGCUCGAUCAAUCAAUACGUAUACUUCAGGCCAUGGUCGACAUAAGCGCGGAAAGAGGGUGGCUUGCAACAACGCUACGGAUACAGCAGCUGAUGCAGUGCAUAAUCCAAGCACGCUGGCUAGACGACCCUGUUGCCAUGACGCUCCCCAACGUGGAAGCGUACAAUGUGGCUAUCUUCAAUCUGAUAAAAACAGAGCUGCCAUUCCUUACGCUUCCGGCGUUGAAGGAAAAGUGUAACAGGAAGUACGAAAAUCUCGCCGCACCAUUAAGGCAAGAUUUUAAGGAACCGGAAAUUGAGCAGAUUUACAAGGUAAUAAGUGAGCUGCCCUCACUCAACGUGCAGAUAUCGGUGCGCGGACCGUACGGCAAGGAUGGCGAUGUGGACCGACCCGUUCAGCAACCGAUGAACCGUGACCAGUGGAUGGAGCUGUAUGCCGAUCAGGAGUAUGUGGUUUGCGUGCAGCUAAUAAGAUUAGGAUCGUUCGAUACGCUCAACAUCCACUGUCCGAAGUUCCCGAAGGGAAAGGAUGAAGGAUGGUUCCUAACGCUGGGCCAUCAAGCGGAGGGAGAAGUUAUAGCGCUUAAGCGGUGCGUGUACCGUAGCAACCGGAGUACGCAUCAGUUGUGCUUUUAUGCUCCUUCACGUAUUGGGCGUUGUAUAUAUACAGUGUACCUGCUUUCCGAUGGUUACAUAGGACUGGAUCAACAAUACAACAUACAGUUCGAAGUGGUUCCACCUCCGGAAGGUGAGAAGGACGGCGUGCAACAGGUGUUUGGUAAAGGUGAAGGAUUCUGGUGA